AUGCUGGUCGGGGCCGUCUGUGCAGCAGCAUCCGGGGUGCCGUUUCCGCUCAUGGCGAUUCUGUUUGGCGAGCUGGUCAACGACCUGAACGGGGCGUCGUGCGCGGCCGAAGACAACGACAAUAACAACAACGCAGGAAACAGAGACGCGUACAUGUACGAAUCGACCAUCAACGACAAAGUGCUCAAGCUGGUAUACAUCUCGAUCGCGGCGCUGGUCUUGAUCUUCAUCUAUGUGGUGUGUUGGAGCGUGCUGAGCCAACGGCUGUCCCACCGUCUGCGCGAGCAGUACUUUGCCAGCCUGCUGCGGCAGGACCAGGCAUUCAUCGACCAGCACCAGGCCGGAGAAGUGUCGUCGCGCCUCAAUGCCGACAUCCAGGCCGUGCAGUCCGGCACGUGCGAGAAGGUCGGAAUCCUGAUCGCCAGCGUGUCCUUCUUCGUCGCCGCCUACGUCGUUGCCUUCAUCAAGCAGGCCAAACUGGCCGGCAUGCUGAUCUCCCUGGUGCCGGCCUUCUUGCUGUCCGCCAUCCUGGGCGGCCGCUUCUUCCAGAAGCACGCUAGUCGCAUGUCGGAUGCCGCCACCGCGGCCUCAUCCAUCGCCUCGGAGACGCUGUCGCACAUCGCGGUCGUCAAGGCCUUCGGCGCCGCCCCGCGGCUGGAGAAGAAGUUUGCCGAACACAUGACGGUCAGCCGCAACCAGGGAAUCCGGAAGGGCGCCGUGGCCGCCAUCCAGGCCGGGUUGCUGUAUUUCAUCGCCUAUGCCGCCAACGCCCUGGCCUUCUGGCAGGGCAGCCGCAUGGUGGCGGACUUGAUUUCCGGCAAGAGCAGUGGCUCCACCGUGGGAGAAGUCUAUACGGUCGUCUUCAUCCUUGUUGACGCAUGUGUCAUUCUGGGGUCGACCGCACCGUUGCUCCCUCUGUUCGGCGGCGCGGCAACCGCCUUUGAGAAAUUGAAACACGACAUUGACCGUAAGUCGCUCCUCGACGGCACCUUGGACCACGGCGAAUCCCUUCCUCCCGACACACCUGGCGCCAUUGAGUUUCGCAACGUCUCGUUCGCCUAUCCGUCCCGGCCCAACGAGACGGUGCUCAAGAACGUCGACCUCCUCUUCCCCGCUGGAAAGCAUACGGCCAUCGUAGGGCCCUCUGGCAGUGGUAAGUCCACCAUUGCGGCCCUGAUUUCACGGCUCUACGACCCAAGCCACGGGAGCGUUCUGUUCGACGACCGUCUCGUCUCCGAUCUCAACAUUCGAAACCUGAGAGGGUUCAGCAGCCUCGUGCAACAAGAACCCUUGCUGCUGAGUCGCUCCGUCCUACAAAAUAUCGCCCUGGGCCUCAUCAAUUCUUCGGUCCCGUCGCAUCAAGCGCUCAAGGAGGAGCUGGUCGGGCCAACACUGGCCGCGCUCACAAGUGAGACCGCCGACUACACGAACAUUGCUCAGACUCACGGGCCUCUCGUGGCUGAGGUGGUGCGUCUGGUGCAGCAGGCGGCACUCCUGGCCGACGCAGACAGCUUCAUCCAGCGCCUCCACCGAGGCUACAGCACCCUGGUCGGUUCAGGGGGCCAGUCCCUGAGCGGCGGCCAAAGGCAACGAGUGGCGCUUGCUCGUGCUCUGGUGCGAGAUCCGAAGAUCCUGAUCCUGGACGAAGCGACGGCUUCUCUCGACUCGGCCAGCGAGCAGCGCAUCCAAGCAGCUAUCGAUAGGAUCGCGGGAACCAGGACGGUCAUCUCAAUUGCACACCGGCUCUCCACCAUCCGCAAUGCGGACAACAUUAUCGUCUUGAAGGCAGGCGAGGUGGUGGACCAAGGCACUUACGACGAGCUCAUGGCUCGACCGGGCCUGUUCGCCGAAAUGGUCAGUCUGCAGGCACUCAACAAUUCACAUUCACAUCAACAGAUACCAAGUGACGCACCGUCCAGCUCCAGCUCCAAGGGCAACUCUCUCGAUAUUGUGGCCGAGAAGAUCGAGACAGAGUCGGCCAUGGGCCAUCCUCGCAAAGCCGAACACUCCCCUCCGGGCAGUGACGACCACGCGGACUCUGACGCUGCUUCCACGUCGACCAGCCUAGACUCGACACUGUCUCCCUGGGCGGUGAUGAAGGGCAUGGGCCGGUUUGUCCGUCCGAACCUGGGCUGGCUGGUGGUGGCCAUGUUCGCCGCCUCCAUCGUGGGUACAACCUUCUCUGCAGAAGGGCUGAUUUUCGGGCACGUUGUCGACGCGCUCAACCCCUGCAACACCACCGUCCAUCGAGUCUUGCACAUGGGCCAGCUCUUUGGCGGCAUGCUCUUCAUGCUGGCCUGCGUCGAGCUGCUGGCGCACUUCCUCAGCUGGUUCUCCUUCGCCCUGGUGGCGGAACGGCUGCUGUACCUGUUGCGAGUGCGCUCGUUCCGCGCCUUGGUCGAGCAGGACAUGGAAUGGCACCAGUCGCCCGCCCAGAGUCCGUCGACGCUCCUCUCUGUCAUCACCAAGGACAGCGCCGCCAUCGGCGGAUUCAGCGGCUCGACCAUGGGCACCAUCUUCUCCAUCCUGGUCAACUUUGCCGUCGCCGUCAUCAUGUCUCACAUCAUCGCCUGGAAGAUCGCCGUGGUGUGUCUCGCCAUGGUCCCGAUCCUGCUGGGGUCUGGCCUCAUGCAGCUCUACACCUUCUCCCGCUUCGAGGAACGGAAUUCCGAGGCCUUUGCCGAGUCGGUCGGGAUCUGCAUGGAGACGGUCACGUCCUUCAAAACGGUGGCCACGUACUCUCUCGAGCACGAGAUCAUGCACACGUACCGUCGUGUGCUGAGUGCGCCGCGCAGUCAGAUCUUGGCCGCCAGUGUCUACACCAACUUCUGGCUGGCCAUCUCCAACAGCACGGGCUUUCUGAUCUAUGCCUUUGCCUAUUGGUGGGGGUCGCGCCAGAUCAUGAAGGGCGAGAACACGCAAGAACAGUUCUUCACCGUUCUGAUGGCCAUGCUGGUCAGCGCCCAGCUGUGGGGCCAGAUGUUCAGUCUUGCCCCUGAAGUGUCUCGCGCUCGAGCCGCCGCCUCUCGCAUUCUGAGUCUGAUCGGCGGGAGAAGCUCUGAGGACGCAGCACUGAACGACCCGUCACAGCACAAUACCAAUACCAAUACCAAUACCGGUGACCCCGACGUCGAGAAGGCGGGGGCUGUUGCUGUUGGACCACCGGCUUCUAUUAGAAGUAGCCCCGGAGCCAGCGUCACCUUCCGGUCCGUAUCCUUUGCAUACCCAUCCAGCCCUACCGUGCCCGUAUUGAAUGGUGUGUCGCUGUCGAUCCAGCCCGGCCAGUUCUGCGGGUUGGUCGGCCCCUCCGGCGCAGGCAAGUCGACCAUCAUCACGCUGCUACAGCACAUGUACCGGCCAUCGUCGGGCAGUGUUGAGAUCGACGGCGUGGACGUGUCGGAGCGAGACUUCCGCGACGACCUGGCUGUGGUUCCGCAGGACAACGCGCUGUUCAGUGGCACCGUCAAGUUCAACGUCGGCCUGGGGGCGCGGUCUGGUCACGAAGCCAGUGACGCGGAAAUCCAGGAGGCCUGCAAACUCGCCAAUCUGCACGACACCAUCAUGGCCCUGCCGCAACAGUACGACACCGAGGUUGGGCCUAACGGCUCGCAGCUGUCUGGCGGCCAGCGUCAGCGGCUUACCAUCGCACGUGCCCUGGUACGCCGGCCCCGCCUGCUGCUGCUCGACGAGAGCACCAGCGCCCUCGAUGCCGAGACCGAGCACGCCCUGCAAGAAGGAUUGGAGCGCGUCGUGCGUGAGUCUGGUGUUACCGUGCUGGCCAUCACCCAUCGUCUGCACACCGUCAUGCGCGCCGACAAAAUCUUUGUUGUCGAGGGCGGGAGGAUCGUUGACGCCGGCUCACAUGCCGAACUGAUGCAGAGGAGCCAGAGUUAUCAGUCGAAUGCCCAGACUCAGAUCCUGCGGUAG
Capronia epimyces CBS 606.96 is the source of this 3927-nucleotide messenger RNA. RefSeq lists its product as uncharacterized. Gene Ontology annotation, cellular component: membrane. The record is from RefSeq and is a predicted model, not a curated record. The coding region runs from base 1 to 3927 and encodes 1308 amino acids. Gene Ontology annotation, biological process: transmembrane transport. Gene Ontology annotation, molecular function: ABC-type transporter activity; ATP hydrolysis activity; ATP binding. Lineage: Eukaryota; Fungi; Ascomycota; Eurotiomycetes; Chaetothyriales; Herpotrichiellaceae. The transcript is spliced from 2 exons.